GAUGGAGCCUCGGGACGCGCCGCCAGCUUACCCGCGCGCGGCGCCCCGCGCAUGCGCCCUGCCUGCGGUGACCGAGAGGGGCGGGGCGGGGCGCUCCCCGGCGGCGCCUCAGGAGGGAGCGGGGACACUGCGCGUGCGCCGUGGGGCGGCCGGGGAUCCUGCGCGUGCGCGCGGAGGAGCGCGGGUGGCGGGGGCUGCGGGAAGGCCGCUCGUGUGUCCGUCAGUCCGUCCGGCAGGGUACGGUCCCGCCGGCUCCAGCCCGCAGCCUUCCCUCCCGGGGCAGGCCUGCCGCCGCGGCACAGGGCGGGGGACGCGAGGAGCCGCCAGGAUGAAGCUGGUGAGGAAGGACCUGGAGAAGGAUAACGCGGGGCAGGUGACGCUGAUCCCCGAGGAGCCUGAGGACAUGUGGCACACCUACAACCUGCUGCAGGUGGGUGACAGCCUGCGCGCCUCCACCAUCCGCAAGGUGCAGACCGAGUCGUCCACGGGCAGCGUGGGCAGCAACCGCAUCCGCACCACGCUCACCCUCUGCGUGGAGACCAUCGACUUCGACUCGCAGGCCUGCCAGCUGCGCGUUAAGGGCACGAACAUCCAAGAGAACGAGUACGUGAAGAUGGGCGCCUACCACACCAUCGAGCUGGAGCCCAACCGCCAGUUCACGCUGGCGAAGAAGCAGUGGGACAGCGUGGUGCUGGAGCGCAUCGAGCAGGCCUGCGACCCGGCCUGGAGCGCCGAUGUGGCGGCCGUGGUCAUGCAGGAGGGGCUGGCUCACGUCUGCCUGGUCACCCCGAGCAUGACGCUUACCCGCGCCAAGGUGGAGGUGAACAUCCCCCGCAAGCGGAAAGGGAACUGCAGUCAGCACGACCGGGCGCUGGAGAGGUUUUACGAGCAGGUGGUGCAAGCCAUCCAGAGGCAUAUCAACUUUGAGGUGGUGAAGUGUGUGCUGGUGGCUAGCCCAGGCUUCGUGCGGGAGCAGUUUUGUGACUACAUGUUCCAGCAGGCAGUCAAGACCGACAACAAACUUCUGCUGGAGAACAGGUCCAAGUUCCUACAGGUCCACUCUUCCUCAGGACAUAAAUACGCGCUGAAGGAAGCACUCUGCGACCCAGCUGUAACUAGCCGUCUUUCUGACACUAAGGCAGCUGGUGAGGUCAAAGCCUUAGAUGACUUCUAUAAAAUGCUGCAGCAUGAACCUGACCGGGCUUUUUAUGGCCUGAAACACGUGGAGAAGGCCAACGAAGCCAUGGCCAUUGAUACCCUGCUGAUCAGCGAUGAGCUUUUUCGGCACCAGGAUGUGGCCACACGUGCCCGAUACGUUAAAUUGGUAGAUAGCGUUCGGGAGAACAUGGGCACAGUACGCAUUUUCUCCAGCCUCCAUGUGUCUGGAGAGCAGCUGGGCCAGCUGACAGGGGUGGCAGCUAUCCUGCGCUUUCCUGUUGCUGAGCUCUCUGACCAGGAAGAUGAAUCUAGCUCUGAAGAGGAUUGAUAAGAGUGACUUCAUUCUGCAGUUUCUUUUCCAUGUCAUGUUGAAAUGACGUUAAAGGUUCUCCUGACCUGAAUACUGGGUGCAGAUGUACCGCAACAUGUAAUUUAAAAGUUUUAAUAGUAAACAUAUACAUGCAUAUAUAUAGCUUCACUCAGCACACUACUUGAUACCUGAUGUAUGGUAAUAAUUAUUGGUAUGUUGUGCUAACUGACUGUUUCUGCAGUUCUGGACCACCAGCAGUACAAGAAACUAAUUUGGCUCCCCAGUGCUGCUUAGUCUGCAUGUUAAGGCAGACUGUCAACUUAGUGAAAAAAAUAGUAAACUAACAGGGGAAAAUUCACGUUAGUCUAUUUUUGUUCAAAUGCUUGAAAAAGUAUUGUGAAACAAAUGUAAACUUCUUGGAAGACCUGUCAAAACUGUGCUUGGUCUUCACAGGAGCUCCCUGUUAUUCAUAAGGUUUCAAAGGAGUUGGGUCAAUAUCAAAUCUUAGGGCUUUGUGUGGUGACGUAAGUCUAACCACUUAAAUAUUUCUGUGAAGCACUUCAAAUAGUCUUUCAGCAACAAGACCCUUUAAAUUAACCAUUUGUUUGCUAAGACAGUAGUAGAUGCAGGACAAAUGGUGACUCUCAGUGCACCCAUUGAGUUAUCUUUUUGAAUGCUGUUACCUUGGGAGAUUGUCCUGAAGACUAACAGGGUGCCAUUGACUGUAUUCUGCUAAACUGGCGUUAUUUAGCACCCAAUUCUGAGAAAGUGUGGAAGAAACUUAGAAAAUCAGGACUUUAGUUUCCACAAGGAAUCUUUUGAAAGCAAGUAGUUUAGGUAACUUCAUAAUCUGGUAUUCUAUUUGCAUAUUUCUUUUAAAACAUACAUAAACGGUGAUACAGAAAUAAAGAUGACAAAAUUAUAAAUCAGACUGCAGCUUAAGAUAGUGGCAACUGUAAAAGUGAGAACUACCUUUUCAAUUAUUUGAUCAGCUCAAAGUACUGAGAGCCAGAAAGAGCUUUCUUUCUUCACUGGGCAGUAAAUCUUGUGUAGAGGAAGCAAAAAAUGCUUUCAGAUUAAGACAUAACCUGUGGUUGUAUUGUUUCAAACCCAGGUUUGAUGAUAUGGUUUGUGUUUGUAAAUAGGCAUUCCUUUUUUAAACAUGAGGGAAGGUGAGAAGAGGAGCUACAGAAUAAUUCUGUAAUACGGAAAGUGUUGUAAGAGUGGAACAUUAAAAAAUAAAACAACCAAAACUCCUAGUCUGGGUAGAAUAGUUUUAGGAAAAUCAUUUUUAAGGAUAGUCACUCAAGGGUGCCAAUUCUUUGAAUUUAAUACUGUCUAUUGGUAGCUGAAACAUCAAUCUAAACUUCUUGAUACAGAAGUACUUUUGGAUUAAAGCCAUCUCCCCUCUUCUGCAUCAUCCACACAGUCUAAGAACUUCUCAAAAAGAACUUGUAUUAGAGCUGUAACACCUCAAUUCUUCUUUUGUUGAACACAAACAAGCCCAUUGAGACACUUGUUUACAUACAGUUUGCACACAAAUUAUGUUAUUAGAGCUUUACAUUUUUUGAAUGGUGUUGGGUGCCACAAGUCAUAGAAUGGUCAGGUAGGCCUUUUUUAGCAGUUAAGACUGCUUAAAUUAAGUUCUUUUUUUUUUUAAUUUGCCUAACUUUAUUACACACUUUUUAGCUAGAAAGCACCUUGAUUCCUCUCAUUACUAGUUCCUCAUUACAGAAAGCAGAAGAAAUUGACCAGGAAAUUUUAAUUAUAGGCAGCAGAUGAGGGCUUUAAAUAAACUCGUAUCAAAAAAAGUCUUUCAUUUCUCCAAGCUUUUAUAACAUAGGAUGGUAUUACUUUUUCUAAGUAAUGCCAGUUUGUUGCAGCUGAAUACAAAUGACAUAUUCUAAUUUGUAGUGCACCAGAAAUUCUUAGUUUUUCUCAACAAACUCUCUGAGAGACAAUCACUGUUCUUUGGUUGUGAGAUGGAUUGCUGUUUUAUCAGACCAGAUUGGUUCCAGUUAUUUCAUUGUGAAGCAGAAGUUAUGAAGAGUUUUUGCUGAUUACUACAUGAUUACAAUGGUGUUUUUGUGUUUUGUGCCUGUAGUUGCCAUCAAGGAAAAGAAGUAGCCAUUUUGUUGCAUUUUUUUUCAUCUGCUAAGAAAAUGUGACAAUAGUGAUUCUUUGAAUUUAUCCUUAGAAUUAAAAUUCUGCAUUGGCUAA
Molecule: messenger RNA, 3688 nt
Organism: Passer montanus (Eurasian tree sparrow)
Lineage: Eukaryota; Metazoa; Chordata; Aves; Passeriformes; Passeridae
Gene: PELO
Product: pelota mRNA surveillance and ribosome rescue factor
Exons: 2
Coding region: 2-1486 (494 amino acids)
Biological process (GO): nuclear-transcribed mRNA catabolic process, no-go decay; RNA surveillance; ribosome disassembly
Cellular component (GO): cytoplasm
Source: RefSeq, a predicted model, not a curated record